This is a messenger RNA of Cuscuta campestris, 1327 nucleotides long. The record is from the annotation of a GenBank genome assembly. NCBI's taxonomy places the organism in Eukaryota, Viridiplantae, Streptophyta, Magnoliopsida, Solanales, Convolvulaceae.
GUGACCGAUUUUUUCUUUUCUUUCUCGCCAACACACCAAAGAAAGCGAAAGGAAGGUCGCUAGCCGAUACCACCAACCAAUCCGUCAUUAAAGUAUGGCGUCACCAUGUCCAUAUAUAUUAGUGCCGCAGAGUCCAGUCCAGGUAAGAAGAAACUUUGAAAAUGGCGAGCCUCAGAGUUCCAGCUUCUGUUCCUUCUCCCGCUGAGGAUUCCGAGCAACUCCGAAAGGCUUUUGCAGGAUGGGGAACAAACGAGGCACUCAUAAUUCAGAUAUUGGCUCACAGGAUUGCUGAACAGCGCAAGUCAAUCCGCGAUAUCUAUGCCUCAACCUAUAAUGAGGAUCUUCUUAAGGACUUGGACUCUGAACUUUCAAGUGACUUUCAGCGUGCUGUCCUGCUAUGGACGUUGGAGCCUGCGGAGCGAGAUGCAUACCUGGUUAACGAAGCCACAAAACGCCUAACUUCUAGCAACCGGGUUAUAAUGGAAAUUGCUUGCACUAGGUCUUCUCGUGAUCUCUUCAAGGUCAGGCAGAAGUACCAUGAACGCUUCAAGAAAUCACUUGAAGAAGAUGUUGCAUAUCACACAUCUGGGGACAUUAGGAAGCUAUUGGUUCCAUUGGUGAGUGUAUUCAGGUAUGAGGGAGAUGAGGUGAACAUGACAUUGGCUAGAAAAGAGGCUAACAUACUUCAUGAAAAGAUCUCUGAAAAGGCUUAUAGUGAUGAGGAACUUCUUAGGGUCCUCACUACUAGGAGUAAAGCACAGCUGAAUGCAACCCUGAAUCAUUACAACGAUCAUUUCGGGAACCCAAUCAACAAGGAUCUGAAGGCGGAUCCUAAAGAUGAGUACCUCGCGUUACUAAGAGCAGCGAUCAAGUGCAUGACAUACCCUGACAAGUACUUUGAGAAGGUUCUUCGGAUGGCAAUCAAAGGGCUGGGAACAGACGAAUGGGCUCUCACAAGAGUUGUGACGACAAGAGCUGAGGUUGACAUGGAGUCUAUCAAAAAUGAAUAUCAUAAACGGAACAGCAUUCCUCUGGAGCGUGCGAUUGCUGGAGACACCUCUGGGGACUAUGAAAGGAUGCUUCUGGCUUUGAUCGGCCACGACGACGCGUGAGCAAAUCAUCUUAUUCCCCCUUUUCCUGAAACUGUUUUCUCUUCUUGGACUUGUUGGUGUGCUGCAUUUCUGAUCCUUGCUGGUUAUUUUGCACCUCUCACUUUUGUUUCGAAAAUAAAACUGAGUCGGACUUCAAUUUUACUUGAAUUUCACUAAGCACUUUGAAGUGAUUAUGCAGAAAAUACAUACUUUUCUAAAAAAAAGUUUUUUUUUUU